Zasmidium cellare ATCC 36951 is the source of this 978-nucleotide messenger RNA. RefSeq lists its product as uncharacterized. Lineage: Eukaryota; Fungi; Ascomycota; Dothideomycetes; Mycosphaerellales; Mycosphaerellaceae. The record is from RefSeq and is a predicted model, not a curated record. The coding region runs from base 1 to 978 and encodes 325 amino acids. The transcript is spliced from 2 exons.
AUGAGUUUGAGAAAAUUGCUUACGUCCAUCGCCUACGCUCUCGCCAUCGCGAAAGCUACAGCCUCUCCAACAGCACUUCUUUCUGCUUCAGUCACGGGAGCAUACACGCCUACGAUAGAACCCCAAUCAACACCGACGUACUAUCCAGUCUCCGAACAACAAGCCGGUUCUCAACUCAACAAUGACGAAUACUACAUGCAAUCUCUCGGCAACGGCGGCUACUUCGUGACAGAUGGUGGAUACAAUCACUUCUUCCUCGUUGCCUGCCACAGCGUCAUUGUCGUCGACGCACCAGCAACCCUCGGCAUCAACAUCCUCAAGGCUAUCCGUAGCGUUACGGAUCUCCCAGUCUCCCACGUCGUUUACAGCCAUCACCAUGCCGACCACAUCAGUGCCGCAUAUCUAUUAGGCACGCUGGACAACGUCACAUUCAUCGCACAGAAAGAGACGGCCACGAAACUCGCCGCAAUCGGCGACUACGGACACCGCCUCUAUCCAACGAUAACAUUCGAGGACUCAUACACUCUGAACCUCGGCGAAGCCGAAGACCUUCCGGGCUACAUUAAAGCGCACGAGCAAGUCAUGCUCUACGAUUUCGAGUACUUCGUCGGCGGCCACGUGAACGUCCCCGGCAACAGAACGGACGUCCAAAUCGCCAAAGAGUACGUCCUGGACCUGUUCGAGACGUGCAAGUAUGCCUUGCUGGAAGCCGCGAAGCCUUACAAUAAUGGAUCCAACGAGCUGUCGGCCGAGUUCUUGCUUGGUCUUGUGACAGCAGCGAAUCCAAGCAAUCCCUGGGCCCCACAGGCGUACUUUGAGAAGGUGAUUACAGAGUGGGUGGCUAAUGUGACGAUUCCGCGAUGGGACGACCGGCUAGCUGCCAUCGACGUGUAUGGACUAUCAAAUUCGGAGACUAUGCUGGAGCCAGUCAAGAUUGAUUAUGGUAUACUGGGAUCGUUCGGUGUGAAGUUGGACUGA